UCCCGGAGGCGAGGGGGCCUCGGGCGGAUGGCGGAAGGCGCCCAGCCGCAGCAGCCGCCUCAGCUUGGGCCCGGCGCCGCUGCCCGGGGGAUGAAGCGGGAGUCAGAGCUGGAGCUGCCGGUGCCCGGAGGGGGAGGAGACGGAGCCGAGCCCGGCCUGAGCAAGCGGCCGCGUACGGAGGAGGCGGCGGCCGACGGCAGCGGGAUGCAGAACGAGCCUCUGACCCCAGGUUAUCAUGGAUUCCCAACACGGGACAGCCAGGGUAACCAGGAGCCAACAACAACUCCUGACGCAAUGGUUCAGCCUUUUACUACCAUCCCGUUUCCACCACCUCCACAGAAUGGAAUUCCCACAGAGUAUGGAGUGCCACACACUCAGGACUAUGCCGGCCAGACCAGUGAGCAUAACCUGACACUGUACGGAAGCACGCAAGCCCACGGGGAGCAGAGCAGCAACUCACCCAGCACACAGAACGGAUCUCUGACGCAGACAGAAGGAGGCGCACAGACAGACGGCCAGCAGUCACAGACACAAAAUAGUGAAAAUUCAGAAAGUAAAUCUACCCCUAAACGACUGCAUGUCUCUAAUAUUCCUUUCCGCUUCCGGGACCCUGACCUCCGGCAGAUGUUUGGGCAGUUUGGCAAAAUCCUAGAUGUAGAAAUAAUCUUUAAUGAACGUGGCUCUAAGGGAUUCGGGUUCGUAACUUUCGAGAAUAGUGCUGAUGCAGACAGGGCCAGGGAGAAAUUACACGGCACCGUGGUAGAGGGCCGUAAAAUCGAGGUGAAUAAUGCUACAGCACGUGUAAUGACCAAUAAGAAGAUGGUCACACCAUAUGCAAAUGGUUGGAAAUUAAGCCCAGUAGUUGGAGCUGUAUAUGGCCCUGAGUUGUAUGCAGCAUCCAGCUUCCAAGCAGAUGUGUCUCUAGGCAACGAUGCAGCCGUGCCCCUGUCAGGAAGAGGGGGCAUCAACACUUACAUUCCUUUAAUCAGUCUCCCUUUAGUUCCUGGCUUCCCUUACCCAACUGCAGCCACCACGGCGGCCGCUUUCAGAGGAGCCCACCUGAGGGGCAGAGGGCGGACGGUAUAUGGCGCAGUCCGAGCGGUACCUCCAGCAGCCAUUCCCGCCUAUCCAGGAAUAGUCUUACAGGAACCAAUCAUUAGCGCUAAAAUACCUCAGGGUGGGUACGCAGCCUACAGAUACGCACAGCCCGCCACUGCGACCGCAGCCACCGCCGCUGCCGCUGCUGCAGCCGCUUACAGCGACGGUUAUGGCAGGGUGUACACAGCCGACCCCUACCAUGCCCUUGCCCCUGCCGCUAGCUAUGGAGUUGGCGCUGUGGCGAGUUUAUACCGAGGUGGCUACAGCCGAUUUGCCCCCUACUGAAGUGACGUGAGACCCCUGCAAGUGGGACAGCCCCCCAGUUCAUGAGGCCUGGCUAUUGCAAUAUUUACUAGUAGAGGAACUCUAUAGCAAGAUGAAGAGGAAAAACAAACAAACAAACAAAAAAAAAACACAAAAAAAGAGAGAAUACUUUUUUAUACCUCACUAUGUUCUUUGAAUAUGUAUUUUUCCUUUAAAUUUCUGCCUUUAAUUCUUUUGUUCCAAAGAUUGUGCAUUUUUUUUCUUUUUUUUUCUUUUUUUUUUUAACUGUGGUAAAAAAAAAAAAAAUGCAUUUCCAUGUCUGUAUCUCCGUGCUUAGCUUAUUCUAUCAGUCACGGAAGAGGCAGUUAAUGAGGAAGAAGAGACAUUAGGAGCUGAUACAUGCACCUGAUCAGAAAUCAGCAGACAGGAUUACCAAAGUGAAUCUGGUGCUGACUGGCUGGGGGACAAGCAGAAGUAGAAGAGACCUCUCUGCAACAGGAUAUCCUUCUAGUCUUCUGAGUUUCUGGUCUUUGGCAGGCCAUUCUGAUUGGCUGUGGCUGGAAUCCACAUGCUAAUAGAUGAUAGGAAUGUGUGCUUGCAAAGCAGGAGAAUCACAAAGACACUUUCAUCUCCUCUUCCCUCCUGUCUUCUCCAUUCUUUUUAUAAUCAUCUUAACAUGCACAGCCUGAGAUAGUUGGCAUGGUUUUUGGAAUUAUAGUAUUAAUAUUUCCAAACAUGCGCUCAGACUGUGGAUAAUAAACACCUCAUUAGGCAUCCGGUCUCAGAAUGAACUCUGGAGUCUGAGAAAGACCAUUCUUUUCUUUCCUGUAAACCCUAGCGUUCCUGCUGGGCUUCUUCCCUUUCUUUGAACCACCGCUUAGCUCAUCUCUCCGUUUACUAACACCCUGCUCCCAUGUCCUCAAGAUUCAAGAAUUUAGGACCCAGGGAUAGAAGAAUAAAUAGCCAGUGGCCAGAUUUCCCCAGAGAUCUGGGCAUGGCUUGCAGGCUGAAAGUCCAAAUUGUCGAGUGGCAGUGAAGAGGAUGAGGGCAAGAAAAAGGUUGUUAGAUGAUAUCUGACAAGGUGCCCUGAUAUCCCCAGUGUUUCUCUUGCAUCAGGAAGUCAGCUCAGAGUAUAAAACAUGUAAUAUAGGCUCUGUUGGCAAAAGAUAAAGCACCGAGCCCUAGGUCAGUUGUCCCUGAAGUCUGGUGAGCAGGGCGUGUAAGGGCAGGCAAAGGCACUUUGUAUGAGCUGCAAAGCCAUAGGACUUCUCAUCUUCCAGAGCCUGUGCGAGUCACGUCUCUGUCCACAGCCUGGAGCCCUCAUGGCCAUUUCACCCAGCUUCUCAUUAUCCUCCAAAGACAGCCAGCUGAGCACCUGGACCACUUGGUAUUGGUGAACACUACAGGACAUGAAACUGAAGCCCCUGAGGCUGCUCCCCUCCCUCCCGUACAGGAAGGAGAGUCUGAAAUGGCCAGGACUUCACAUGUUGCCAGAAAGAGCCACUCAUGUGGCCACACAGUGAGUCCCUGCUACACUACCUGGCUUCAAUUUUCUGUCUGUUAUCAGGGCAGGGGGGCUAGGCUUCUCUUCUAGCUAUUAGCUGUUAAAGGCAAGGGUCCUGCAGUAUUUCCAAAAUGAAGGCAUUAGCAAAUGGAAAAGCACGGUCCAUUUGGCUCCCUGGUCUAUUCACAUUGGUACUAGGGUGACCUUUCACCCGUGGGAUAGCUGCUAAAGGGAGCAAUUCAGAGACAUGGAGCUUCUGGUUUGUUAUGGGUUUGUUUUGGUUUGUUGUUUUGUUGUUGUUGUUGUUUUAAUUUUUUUUUUUUACUCCUGCCUCCACACAUGUUCUUGCCUGAUCCUGAUUCUUGUCCCUGAAUUAAAAUGACUGACGUAUGACAGCAUCAA
Molecule: messenger RNA, 3268 nt
Organism: Budorcas taxicolor (takin)
Lineage: Eukaryota; Metazoa; Chordata; Mammalia; Artiodactyla; Bovidae
Gene: RBFOX2
Product: RNA binding fox-1 homolog 2
Exons: 14
Coding region: 28-1383 (451 amino acids)
Biological process (GO): nervous system development; regulation of alternative mRNA splicing, via spliceosome
Cellular component (GO): cytoplasm; nucleus
Molecular function (GO): mRNA binding
Source: RefSeq, a predicted model, not a curated record